Messenger RNA from Mobula hypostoma (lesser devil ray), 7848 nucleotides. RefSeq names its product ras-specific guanine nucleotide-releasing factor 2-like. The coding region runs from base 830 to 4480 and encodes 1216 amino acids. The record is from RefSeq and is a predicted model, not a curated record. NCBI's taxonomy places the organism in Eukaryota, Metazoa, Chordata, Chondrichthyes, Myliobatiformes, Myliobatidae. Gene Ontology annotation, cellular component: plasma membrane. Gene Ontology annotation, biological process: positive regulation of GTPase activity; Ras protein signal transduction. Gene Ontology annotation, molecular function: guanyl-nucleotide exchange factor activity; protein binding. The transcript is spliced from 26 exons.
GGCAGCAUCUAUGGAAAUGAAUAAACAGUCGACGUUUCGGGCUGAGACUCUUCUUCAGGACUGGAAGGGAAUGGGGAAGACGAUAGUAGAUAUGUAGACAGUAGUUUAUGGUAGUUACAGUAGUAGAUACAGUAUUAGCUCCCUUGAAUAUCUACAAGAAAAUUAAUCUCAAAGUGGUAAUAUAUACGUAAUUUGAUAAUAAAUUUACUUUGAACUUUCAUACAUCUAUCGUACAUCUGUCGUUUUAUUUUAUGCAUGGACAAACAGAUGCAGACAGCGGCCGCUCAGAUUUCUAAAUACGGAGCCGGGAAGAGAAAGGAAAGCAUGUAUGAGUGAAGCAAUGAAAACUGGAGCGCCCGGCGUGCGGAGGGGCUGGCGGUAAGGGGACGCCACCACAGCCCAGACAAGAUCCCACAGACUGCCGGGCUCCCGACCGUGUCUGUGGCGGCAGCGCAGCUGAAGCCAAGACUCUGGAACAGGAGCCGCGCAGGAUCCUGUCUCUUUAAAUCGGUGUCAAAGCGGAUUACAGCUGAUCUGACACGUGAUUCCGCCUUAGCACGGCUCGGCUCGGCUCUGGCCAGGCUCCCACAGUCAGCCUGGGACCCGGCGCUGGGUCGCUCCGCCCGCCCCGAGGACUCACUCUCUUAGUGCAAGUCUUUGAGUGGAGACACGAGCUGGCGGACAGCGGCUUCCUGACCCCAGCGGCGGCAGGGAUGGAAAAGGCAGUAGUUCUCACCUGAGGAAGCAGAUCUUUCCCCUCCCUUCCCCCCCCACCCCCAUUCCCCCUUUCCCGAGCCCUGCCACACUCUGGUGCCCCAGUGGACGGAAGAUGCAGAAGAGCAUCAGGUACAACGAGGGACACGCCGUGUACCUGGCCCUGAUCGCCCGGAAGGAAGGCACCAAGCGCGGUUACCUGAGCAAGCGGACGUCCGAGAACAACAAGUGGCACGAUAAGUGGUUCGCCCUCUACCAGAAUGUGCUCUUCUACUUUGAACACGAGCAAAGCAGCAGGCCCUCGGGCAUUUAUCUGAUCGAAGGAUGCACGUGUGAGAGGGUCGCCUCCCCCAAGCCCCCGACCAUGGGCAAGGAGACGCCGGAGAAACAGCAUUACUUCACCAUAAAUUUUGGCCACGAAGGUAAUAAACCGUUGGAACUCCGGAUUGAGGAAGAGGCGGACUGUGAGACCUGGGUGGAUGCCAUUCAGCAGGCCAGUUACUGCGAUAUUUUAAUUGAGCGAGAGAUUCUGAUGCAGAAGUACAUACACUUGGUUCAGAUCGCGGAAACAGAGAAAAUUGCAGCCCACCAACUCCGACAGCAACUUGAAGAUCAAGACACUGAAAUUGAGAGAUUGAAGGCUGAGAUUGUUGCUGUGAAAAAGACUAAGGAACGGAUGCGGCCAUACCAAGGAUAUCCUGAGGAAGAAGACCCGGAUAUUAAAAAGAUUAAAAAGGUUCAGAGUUUCAUGAGAGGCUGGCUGUGUCGAAGAAAAUGGAAGACGAUUGUUCAGGAUUACAUCUGCUCCCCGCACGCAGAGAGCAUGAGGAAACGGAAUCAGAUAGUCUUCAAUAUGGUCGAGGCAGAGGCUGAAUACGUACAGCAGCUCUACGUCCUCAUCAACUGUUUCCUGCGGCCCCUGAGGAUGGCUGCCAGCUCAAAGAAGCCGCCCAUAAGUCACGACGACGUCAGCAGCAUCUUCCUCAACAGUGAGACAAUCAUGUUUCUCCAUGAGAUAUUUUACCAAGGACUGAAAGCACGGAUUGCAAAUUGGCCCACCCUAGUGUUGGCUGACCUGUUUGACAUAUUGCUACCAAUGCUGAAUAUCUACCAGGAAUUUGUCAGAAACCACCAGUACAGUCUGCAGGUAUUAGCAAACUGUAAGCAGAACAGGGACUUUGACAAGCUGUUGAAACAGUAUGAAUCAAACCCGGCGUGUGAGGGGCGGAUGUUGGAGACCUUCCUCACAUACCCCAUGUUUCAGAUCCCACGUUAUAUAAUAACACUACAUGAGCUACUUGCGCAUACACCGCACGAGCACGUGGAAAGAAAAAGCCUGGAAUUUGCAAAGUCAAAAUUGGAGAACCUGUCACGGGUAAUGCACGAUGAGGUGAGUGACACGGAAAACAUACGGAAAAAUCUCGCCAUAGAGCGAACCAUUGUGGAAGGAUGUGACAUUUUGCUGGAUACAAGCCAGACAUUCGUACGCCAGGGUUCCCUCAUUCAACUGCCUUCUGUGGAGAGAGGAAAGCUGGCCAAAGUUCGCCUAGGUUCCCUGUCUUUGAAGAAAGAAGGAGAAAGACAAUGUUUCUUAUUCACUAAACAUUUCCUAAUCUGCACAAGAAGUUCGGGAGGAAAGCUGCAUCUACUGAAGGCUGGAGGAGUACUUUCCCUGAUAGACUGCACGUUAAUAGAAGAACCUGACUCAAAUGAAGAUGAUUUAAAAGGGUCUAGUCAUGUCUUUGGACAUCUAGACUUCAAAAUUGUGGUGGAGCCUGCAGAUACCCCACCCUUCACAGUUGUGCUGUUAGCUCCAUCUAGACAAGAGAAAGCUGCGUGGACAAGUGACGUAAGUCAGUGUAUAGACAACAUACGGUGCAAUGGCUUGAUGACCAAUGUCUUUGAGGAAUAUUCAAAAGUAACAGUGCCUCAUAUGAUAAGAUCUGACGUCAGACUUCACAGUGACGACUCUGACAUCUGCUUCAGUAAGACGCUGAACUCCUGCAAAGUUCCGCAGAUUCGCUACGCCAGCGUGGAGCGGCUGCUGGAGAGACUUACGGACCUGCGUUUCCUCAGCAUUGACUUCCUCAACACCUUUCUUCACACCUACCGAAUCUUCACCACAGCCCUGGUGGUCCUGCAGAAACUAACGGACAUCUACAGAAAGCCUUUCACCUCCAUCCCCGUCAGAUCACUGGAACUGUUUUUUGCAUCAAAUCAAAGCAACCGAUUGGAACACAUGAAUGACGGGAAAUCCCCGCGACUGUCCCGUAAGUUUUCAUCGCCUCCUCCACUGUCGUUGUCUCGAACCAGCUCGCCUGUCCGGACGCGGAAACUGUCGCUCAGCUCCCCUGUGAACUCCAGAGCAGGCGCUCUUGACCUUUCCACAUCGUCCACGACGGGAGCAACCUUUGUUCACAGCACAACAAUCUCUCCACCUCCCGUGGCAAGCAAAGUACCUUUGGAUCUGAGCAGAGGUCUGUCAUCCUCAGACCAGUGUCCUCUGUCGACAGAAGAGAAUUCAGAGCGGCCCUGCAUUGAUAUCUGUAACAAGCUGAGAAGAAGCAUCAGGAGAGUUCACUCUGGUGCGAUGGGACCGGGCUGCAGGGAGAUGGACAACGUACGGUGCUCCGUGUCUCCUGCCUCAGCAUUCGCCAUUGCCACGGCAGCAGCAGGACACGGGAGUCCGCCACCCGAAAACAAUGCAGUGCAGGAGAAGUUCAGGCGCGUUUCCAUGGGAGGAUUUAGCAAUUCAGAGCGCAUGUGUGACAAAGAGUUUCUUAUUCGCAGGGCAGCUACAAAUCGUGUUUUGAAUGUUCUUCGACACUGGGUGUCCAAGCACUCUCAGGAUUUCGAGAUGAAUAGCGAACUGAAGUCAAAUGUUAUAAAUUUGUUAGAGGAAGUGAUGCGAGAUCAUGAGUUGCUGCCCCAAGAGAGGAAAGCCACAGCCAACAUCUUGAGUGCCCUGUCACAAGAUGAACUGGAUGUUCAGCUGCGGAUGGAAGCAUUACUACAGAUGACAGAUGGACCAAGGAUGGAGUCCUUCGAGAGUCUGUCAGUCAUGGAAAUGGCCGAACAGUUGACCCUCCUUGAUCACAUUGUUUUCAGAAGCAUCCCAUACGAAGAGUUCCUUGGUCAGGGAUGGAUGAAGGUUGAUAAAACUGAACGAACGCCAUACAUCAUGAAGACCAGCCAGCAUUUUAAUGAUAUGAGUAACCUCGUUGCUUCUCAAAUCAUGAUGCACGCUGAUGUAAGUUCACGCACGGUUUCAAUUGAGAAAUGGAUAGCAGUGGGGGAUGUUUGUCGAUGUAUGCACAACUACAACGGUGUCCUAGAGAUCACGUCGGCCCUGAACCGAAGCGCAAUCUACCGACUGAAGAAAACCUGGGCAAAAGUCUCUAAACAGACCAAAGCACAAAUGGAGAAGCUUCAGAAAACUGUCUCGUCAGAAGGAAGAUUUAAAAACCUACGGGAAACACUGAAAAAUUGUAAUCCACCUUGUGUUCCAUACCUUGGCAUGUAUUUGACUGACCUUGCGUUUAUAGAAGAGGGUACACCGAAUUUUACUGAUGAAGGUCUUGUAAACUUUUCCAAAAUGAGAAUGAUUUCGCACAUUAUUAGGGAGAUACGACAGUUCCAACAAACCCCAUAUAGAAUAGAUCACCAACCAAAGGUCCUUCAGUACUUACUUGACAAAACGAUUAUAAUGGAUGAAGAUACACUGUAUGAGCUCUCCUUAAAAAUUGAACCCAGGCUCCCUGCAUGAGAGUUGGCAGUUUUUGUGGCUGCAGUGAGGUGUAGCAGCUUAGUGUAACAAUCCAGUGUGUACGUGACAUGUCCUGGAAUGUGACUGACCUCCGCAGGGGAAACGUGAGGAGACUACCGAAGGAAACGGUGGGGAGUCGUGAGAAGAUGGUUCGCUGUCGCAUAUUGGAAGGUGAUGAACCACUGCUUGGGGAGAAUGGUAUUCAGAACACUGGUGCAGAAUGGAAAAAGGAAUAAAGUUCAAUGAAAGUUAACAUUUCUAAAUUUUAAAAAACGCAGAAGUCACAUCACAGUGUGUAAAACUGAUCCUGGGCAUUGAGACAAAUGGAGCUUGGACAAUCAAUGUGAAGCGAGUUAGUUUCUCUCUGGGAGCUAUUGUGGUAGUAAGCAGCCUAAUUGGUUUUGGGAUUUAUCAGAUUUGUGUGGUGCAGGGGUAUUGUGUUACCUGUCAAUCUACGAGUCAUGAAAAUUGAAGGAGGUUCAAACCCUCUCAGCAAAAUUCAUUUCUAAUCAACUUUCUGGAAGAAUCCAUUAUCAGCGUCACGGAGCAAAGCGUGAGUGAUGGAGAAAUAGCGCAGCAGUUCUUAGGGGCUUAAGGAAAUAAGCCCUUCAGACUCAAAUUGAAAGGAUUCAGAUAUCCACGCGAAGGAACCACAUGAUUCUAACGACACGAGCUUAAGAAAUACCUGGCUCCUAUAACUUCACAGCUUCCUCUUACACUUGUGGCCAUUCCUAAAAUUACAGGCAAUGCCAAAAUAGCAGCAUGGGAUAUGACAACCUGUCCAAUCUUUAACAGGCCUCUGCUUUGUACUCUGCAAUGUUCCCUAUUAACUUCCUAAGUGGAAUGUUGAAUGGUUUUAAUAUUUAACAAUGUCUUGUCUAAGUUGUGUGAAGCACUGUGCUGGGUUGCUUUCUUGUACUUCUCUCUAUCCGAUGCCCUUUAAGUUUUCCAGUAAUCCGGAAUUAAGGCUGCCAACAUCAGUGAAAAAGUCAAAAUGAAUAAUCGCUUAUUGACUCCUAUAAUAAUAUUUUUAAAACACAUUCCUAGAAUUAUCAUUAUUACUUGAAAUUUUUUCAUGUGUUUUUUUUCCUCAAAAUGGUUUUUUGGUAACUGGUCCUGAGUGUAGCAAACUUUUCUGAAGACUGGCUUCCAAAGAAGCCCAUCUUAGAAGAUGAUUUAUAGAGUGACUUAAUUCAAUGAGCAUUGACUGACAGUGUUCUGACUUCAAAAUUGUCAGUGGAAAUACAAUUAGAGGGAUGCCUUUACUGCAGCAGUUAAUAACUUCUUCCCCGCUGAAGCUAGUUAGUUUCAUAUGUAGCAUUAACAGAAAAUGUUUCACCUUGUUAAGCUGUAUCAACAUAAUUCACAGAGACAACACACAAGUUCCUUGCAGACAGCAGCGGAAUUGAACUCACGUUGCUGGUACUGUAAUAGUAUUAAUGCUAACUACUACACUGCCAGGCCUCCUUUUCAUUAAAAGAGAUAAUUACUGAGGUGAAUUUACCUUCAGAUCUGGUGGUUUCUCACCUAAUCAUGACAGAGAAGUCAAACUAUUGUCAGAAGGGAAGGACAGAUGAGAGUUGGGUGGGAUACAAGGACGGCGUGUUUGUGUGCAUGCAUGUGCAAGCACGUGUGUAGGAGCUCGGAAGAGUUGUUUGGGGAAUGGGUCUCUACAAGUACCAACAGUUCCGGUAGCUAUCUUAGAAUAAUAUACAAGUUGAGACGAGGCUGUCUUUUGCCCCACGAGGUCUCAGCAAAAUAAGAAAAUUGUGAAGUGAAAAUAUGAAAAGAGAGAUAUACAGUAUAUUUUAAACAUCUCAUAUAAAAUGUUUUGCAAAAUUAUUUAUUGAUAGAAUAUUGUGCGAUAUAAAAACAGAUAUUGGCACAAAUGAGAAACAACGAAUUUAAUAUUAUUUAUUUCAUAAAGCUGUUCCUUUUUAAAGGUUUAGACUGAAUGGUUUCUUUACAAACUCAAGAACGGAAGCAAGCUUAUUAGCUUCCAACUCUUUCGGAAAUAUCUUGACUUUUAUUCACACUCAACAUAAAGGUUCUAUCCAAUCGACACUCAUAAAAGAGUCACCUUUUCUUUAAGUUACACUGUGAAAUCGAAUCUAUUGAAAAUCACAAAUCUUUUCCAAUGAAACAUGUUUAUUCUUUCUGUUGUCUCCAGUAAACUGGCAGAAAUUUAAUUGUUAGAGUGUCACUUUUAUCUAAAAAGCCAAAAUGAAACCAAUGUUCCUGUGGUUGGUCAGUGUUAUGUUGUGUCAGUCUCCGCUUUUGUAGUCAGUACCUAUGUAAACUCAAGGUAAAAUAUUUAUUUGUUAGGAACAUAUUUUUCAAGAUUCUCUUUGGAAUGUGUUGUGAGAAUUUUUUAGAUGCAUUAUGAAAUACAGUACAUAAAAGCUUACUUCAAACUGCAUUGCAUGAUCAAGAGAAAAUAUUCCAAGAACUGCGGAAAUCCUUCAAACCCAAACUCUUUAGAAAGUGAAAUCCUCCCAAGCUGUCUGUAAUUGGUGGUGUUUUAACAGUAAAUGUUGAGUAAUUGGUAUGCUUCCAUGCUGUUGUACAGCAAGCUAAAGUCAAACAUUAGAUAUCCACAUCGUGAAAGCUGUUCAAAUUAACAUAUUUUUGAUGAUCCGCGAAUAAACUUUGGAAGUUCCAAAAUGGUCUGUGAUAGAAAGGGAUGGUGUUGACGAAGAUCUGAUGACUGGAAUUCAUUUCACCUCAACGGUCUCUCGUCUACAGUGAAAACUGCAAAUAUCGUCAUUUUUGAUAGUUAUGAUGGAAAUGCAAACUGCUGAAUUUUUUUCCAGCAUGUACCAGCAAGACUUUGGCCAUUCGGUUCAUCGAGUCUGUUCCGUCAUUCCAUCAUGGCUGAUUAUAACCCUUCUCAUUUCCAUUCUUCUGCCUUCUCCCCGUAACCUUUAACACCCUUAAUAAUCAAGAAUUUAUCAGUCUCUACUUUAAGUGACUUGACCUCCAUAGCCAUCUGUUAUAAUGAAUUCCACAGAUUCACCACCCUCUGGCUAAAGAAAAUCCUCCUCAUUUCUGUUCUAAAGGGACAUUACUAUGAGCAUGACCUUUAACCUGUUAGAGUAUAAUGAUUUUGUUAAUGAAUGAACACAAGUUAGUUGUUAGACUCUAAGGAGUCACUAAGUUCUGGUACUUUACUGCCCCUGUACAAUAUUUUAAUGCACCGUACAGUAAGAUUAAAUACCAGGCUUAAAAAUAUAUCAGUGCAUGUCUUGAUAGAUUGUACUAUACUUUGAACUGUACAUUAAAUGUAAGUUGAAUUGUACAAAUUACAGCAUGAAAUUGUACAGACAAUUGAUCCUUACAUAUAAAAUAAAUACUUGCCUUUUGCUGGG